Molecule: messenger RNA, 1518 nt
Organism: Clunio marinus
Lineage: Eukaryota; Metazoa; Arthropoda; Insecta; Diptera; Chironomidae
Source: the annotation of a GenBank genome assembly
AUGGCAAGCAAAAUGUUCAGUAAAUCAGCAAAUUCGAAAAAUAAAUUGAAAAGAAAUCAUUUCAAAUCGGCAUCGCGAGCAAGAAGUGAAGAGUGUAUAUGGGAAAUUGAGGAUAAAGCAAGGAAUAAUUUCCUUUCUGCUAGCUUAAGGCAACAUGAGAUAACAACCGAUUCGAAAAGAAAGAAAAGCCAUCUUGUAGGUAGGGAGAUUGUGCGGAUUAUAACGAGAGAUGGUGUGAGAGAUUUGCUUGUAUCGAAUAAAACACCAAAUUCUCAAACGGUUUUCUGGCCCGAACAAGAAUUGUCGCGAUUACAAGCAAACUCUAAAGUGAUGACCGUCGAAGAUAAAAUGCAAGAGCUCAAAUUGAGUGUACAAAAAAAUGAGAAGCUUAAAGAACAAUCUGAACAGAGAAAACAGAAGUUGAAAGAAAUAGACACAGCUAAGGUUUCCAAAAUGGAAGAUCAAAAGGAACCUCUUAUAAGCGAUGAUAACGAAAACAUAAAACUCCUCGACAGAGCAUUUCUAGCAAAACAGGAACAGGAAGAAGAAGUGAAAAAGGCAAAUCGCAUUAUCCUUGCCACAAAAUGUUCGAUAAUACGCGAUGCUCAAAUUGCCGAGAAAAACGAAAUAGCGCGAGAAUUUCGCAAUGAGAAUUUGAGGCUUGAGAAAAUUAUGUUGGAGGAGCGUGACAAAGCCCUCGUCGAGGAAGAAUUGAAACGCGAACAAGAGCGAACGAAUUUAUUGAAGUAUUCAAAAGAGAUACGGAAGCAACUCGAGGAACGCGAACUGAUUCGAGCAAAGGAAGUCGAGAGGAUAGAAGAAGAGGCUAUCGCUAUGAAGAAGGCACUUGAUGUCAUGGAGAAGCAAGAACAAGAAAAGACUAAAAUUCGCAAUGAAAAGAUUCAAAAAAUUCGCGAAGGACUUCAAAAGUCGAGUCAGUGGACUCAAUACUUCAAAAACUUACAAUUCGAAGAAGAGCGAAUAGCAGAAUUGAAAGUUCAAGAAUACAUGCGACAGAAGUUGGAGCGUGAAAAACGAUUGGCACUAGAAAGACGUUUAGCGAAGGAAGAGAAGGAGAAAGAAUACGAACGAAUUUUGCAACGUCAGCAAAAACUCACGGAAUCAAAAUCAGAACGUAAUGAACUGGAAUAUCGUCGUCAGCGAGAAGAAGUUGAACGGGAAUUCAGGAGGCGUGAAAAGGAGGCAGCAAUAAAGAAACGUGAAAUGGCAGAUGACAUCGCAAAAGCAAGACACGUGCAAUUGGAAGAAGUUAAACGUCAGAGAGCGAUGCAAAUUGCACGAGACGAAGCCAAUUUCAAAGAGUUUAUGGAAAAGCUGCGAAUUGAGAAAGAUCGAGAAGAACAACGAAAGAAAUUGCGCCAUGAAAAUAAAUAUAAAUAUCGUGAUGAAAUUGUAUCGCAGAUGACACAAAAACGGCUUAAAAAACGGGAAGAAGACGAAAGAAUAAAGCGAGAACAAUUAGCUGUUGUCGAAGCAGAACGACAACGAGAAAAGUAA